UCCCAGAACAUGGAGGUGCACAUAUACCCCACUGUGUCACUCUCUAAUGGGCAGAAGAUCCCGGUCCUGGGUUUGGGACUGUCACAUCAAGGAGGUUAUUCCCACAGUGCACUGCUCUAUGCACUGCAAAAUUGUGGCAUCCGGCAUAUUGACACCGCCAAGAGAUACGGCAAUGAAGAACAAGUUGGUAAAGCAAUAACUGAAAGUGGGGUGAAGAGAGAAGACUUGUGGGUCACCACUAAGUUAUGGCCAGGGGAUUAUGGGUAUAAGAAUACCAUACAAGCAUGCAUGGAUUCUUGUAAAAGGCUUGGAUUGGACUACUUAGACCUAUAUCUGAUGCACUGGCCCGAUGCUAAUCUUCCUGGUAAGAGUGCCCGGGAGGCACGAGCAGAGACAUGGAAAGCACUGGAGGAUUUGUAUGACAGAGGAGUCUGCCGAUCGAUUGGUGUCAGCAACUUUCUCAUCCAUCACUUGGAACAGCUGAAAGAAGACUGUGAUGUGGUUCCCCACCUCAACCAGGUAGAAUACCAUCCUUUCCAGAGGCCACACGAGUUGGUGGAUUAUUGUAAGAAAAAUAAUAUUGUAUUUGGAGGCUACUGUCCUUUGGCCAAGGGGCAAGCCUUGACACAUCCAAUUGUCUUGCAACUCUCAAAGCAGUAUGGAAAAACACCAGCUCAGAUCUGUAUACGUUGGAGCAUUCAGAAUGGCAUUAUCACUAUCCCAAAAUCUACGAAAGAAAGCCGAAUCCAAGAGAACUGUCAGGUGUUUGAUUUCACACUAGCAGACAAGGAUAUCCUCUCCUUAAACUCCUUGCAUGAUGGGCGGCACGUGUCCUGGGAUCCUUCCGAUCUAUUGUAGCCUCACAGGUGUUUGACUUUCAACUGCAGCCGAGUGACAUGGAACAUUUAUCAUCCCUGCAUAGUAACAGGAAGC
This is a messenger RNA of Nanorana parkeri, 933 nucleotides long. RefSeq names its product glyoxal reductase-like. Bases 10 to 858 code for a protein of 282 amino acids. NCBI's taxonomy places the organism in Eukaryota, Metazoa, Chordata, Amphibia, Anura, Dicroglossidae. The record is from RefSeq and is a predicted model, not a curated record. The transcript has 8 exons. Gene Ontology annotation, molecular function: oxidoreductase activity.